Messenger RNA from Caenorhabditis remanei, 321 nucleotides. RefSeq lists its product as uncharacterized. NCBI's taxonomy places the organism in Eukaryota, Metazoa, Nematoda, Chromadorea, Rhabditida, Rhabditidae. The record is from RefSeq and is a predicted model, not a curated record. The transcript is spliced from 3 exons. Bases 1 to 321 code for a protein of 106 amino acids.
AUGCCUGGUGUCGAGGAUAUAUCAUCUAAUGUUCACCGACUCGUUGAGCUCACAUCAGGCAUGAAUGCUUCAACUGCAACUGAUUCAAUGAGCACAGUUUUAGACAAGUGCACCGUGGUUUUAGAAGAACUCAGAACUAUUCAAAUUCUCACCGAAACUCAUUCGGAAGGACUCAGUGACCAGCUGAAGCAAAUGGAAAAUAACAUACAAGAAAUCGGAAGUUUGUUCGAUAGGAUUGACCAGCUCAACGAUUUUGUUCAAAAGGCUAAAUCUGAUCUCGAUAAGCUUGAGAAACUGUACAACGUCGUCGACCGGCAAUAA